Messenger RNA from Alligator mississippiensis (American alligator), 721 nucleotides. Its product is annotated as C-C motif chemokine 3. Gene Ontology annotation, molecular function: CCR chemokine receptor binding; chemokine activity. The transcript is spliced from 4 exons. Lineage: Eukaryota; Metazoa; Chordata; Crocodylia; Alligatoridae. Gene Ontology annotation, biological process: positive regulation of ERK1 and ERK2 cascade; cellular response to tumor necrosis factor; lymphocyte chemotaxis. The record is from RefSeq and is a predicted model, not a curated record. Bases 62 to 334 code for a protein of 90 amino acids. Gene Ontology annotation, cellular component: extracellular region.
AAUGCAUGGAAUGAGAGAAGACUGCCUGUAACUGCAUAUCUCCUCCCUACCCAGCAGAAACAUGAAAGUCACUGUGGCUGCCCUUGCCACUCUUCUCCUCACUGCCUGCUGCUCCCAAAUCCAGGCUCAACUUGAUGGCGUCACCACUCCAACCUCCUGCUGCUUCACUUAUACCAAAAAGAUCCCACGGGCCCUUGUGACUUCCUACAAGGCCACCAGUAGCAAGUGCUCCCAGCCAGCUGUGAUCUUCACCACUAAGAAAGGCCGGGAAGUCUGUGCUGACCCCAAUGAAAAAUGGGUCCAGGACUACAUGAAACAUCUCAAGAAAAACUGACCAGUUCCUCACUACAGCACUUACCGACCAUCAUUCCUCAUGUCUUGGGCUUCUGACAGCAGCAAUCCCUCUUUCAGGGAAAUAAUAUAAUUGUAUUUAAUUGUAUUUAGGAAUGUUGGUAUAUUUGAAGAUGUUAUUGUUAAAGAGAACAAUUUAUUUUAUUUAAAUUAUUUGUGUUCGAGCUAAAUUAAGAUUAAAUAUUUUUUUAUUUUAAAAGAAAAUACAAGUUUUACAGUCAUAGACUAUGCUAUGAUUGUUAAUAAAGAUGUUUGUCCAUAAAAAUAAUUGUCUAUUUCUAUAGCUUGUGUUAGUGUGAGUUAUGGUUUGGAAGGUAUGUGUGGUUUUCUGGAAAAUAUAUUUCUGCAUAUUGCAAUCCCAAUUAAAAAA